GAGUGGGGGAAGGCUGAGGCUGCCCCAUUGAUUCAGAGGUUUGGAAUUUGCAUCUGAUUGCUGUUUGACAACCAAUGGUUUGACUCGCCGACCGCGGCACCGCCUCAGAUUAGAUGCACAUAUGAUGUUACUGCCAAAUUAACCUCUAUAUCGAAAUCAAAUGAGGAAGAGAGAGGCGCUUUAGAGAGAGCACGAGCCAUACUGUUUCUAUAGGCUCUCGUGCGUUCGUGACUGUUACCAAAUAUUGACUGAGAGAGCGUCGCGAGCGGCUUGUUUUCACGGGGAAAUCAGGAAUGUUCCUUCCGCUUCCCAAGAAAAAAACGAAACGGAAGUUAAACUGGUAGGCCCCUGUGCGUGGGGGUCAUCUUCCCCUUAGCUGUCUGCUGGUGUCCGUUGAGUACAAGACCAACACUUCCUGUUUCCUGAAGCCCUGCCUUCCGGAUCAAGCUCACGGAAAGUGGUGUGGGGGAAAAGUGAAGGGGCUAGAAUCCCAGCGUGUCCGGUUUCCCAGGCAAUGAAGCUGCAGGCGGUGAUGGAGAACCUGCACAGACAGCAGAGAGCCAAACUGCUGAUGGAGCAGGCGGGGCAGUCACACAGCCCCGCCCCUGUAGGGGAGGAGCUAAAAGCAAUCUCCACCUCUGACACAGAGCAGGCGCAGAUGGCGGCGCUGGCAGCGAUGCGCGCGGUAGCAGCUGGACUUCAAAGGGCCGACAGCCCCAUGUCUGAGCGCAGCAGCGGAGGAGACGACGAGGAUGAAGAGGAGGAUGAAGAGGAAGGGGAGGAGCAAUACAAAGAUAUGAUGGGGUCCGAGGAGGAAGAGCAGAUAAAACAGAAGUGGGAUGAAGAUGAUUUUGAGGGUGAGAUGGAGGAAGAUUAUGAUGAUGAUCUAGGUGAUGAAGGGCUGCCGUCGGGCCGUGAGGCCGUCACCCCAGGCAGAGGCAUCCUCCUCUUACCCCACCGCCAUUUACACCCUCACUCCCAGCUGCUAAAGGCUCGGCCCGGUUCUGAGAGCGAACCACGGCCGCUGACUCACUCCGCUCAUUCAUCCCACGGGCCACUCCAUGGACAGGACCACGCAGACUGGACCUAUGAGGAGCAGUUCAGACAGCUCUAUGAACUAGACAGCGACCCGAAGAGGAAGGAGUUCCUGGACGAUCUGUUCAGCUUUAUGCAGAAGAGAGGGACGCCAGUGAACAGGAUUCCUAUCAUGGCCAAGCAGGUGCUGGACCUCUACAUGCUGUACCAGCUGGUGACAGAGAAAGGGGGGCUGGUGGAGGUCAUAAAUAAAAAGUUGUGGAGGGAGAUCACGAAGGGCCUGAACUUGCCGACCUCCAUCACCAGCGCUGCCUUCACUCUCAGAACACAAUAUAUGAAGUAUCUGUAUCCUUACGAAUGUGAGAAGAGGUGUCUCAGCAACCCCAACGAGCUGCAGGCGGCCAUCGACAGUAACCGGCGAGAGGGACGCAGACAGAGCUUUGGCAGCUCGCUCUUCACCUACUCGCCCAACGGGACACCCACAAUGCUCUCCUCUCCCAAACUCUCCAUGCCACCCAUGGGCAUCGCCCUGCCCAGCAACGGAGCCUCGGUCUCAUCCUUACAGAAAAUUAAGAAAGAGGAUGACGGAGUUCAGGCCCGUCUGCCAGUGUCUCUGGCCACUCAUUCGGUAGCUGCGGCCCAGGCCCAGGCUAUCGCACAGGUAGCUGCGCUGGAGCAGCUGCGGGACAAGCUGGAGUCCGGCGAGCCCCCGGAGAAGAAGAUUGCACUACCACUGGAGGACCACCAGCGGCUACUGCAGAGAGCCCUUCAGCACAACCUGCUGGCCAUGACGGCACAGAUCCCCAUGAACAUCCGCAUCAACAACCAAGAAAGCAGGCAGGACUCCGCCAUGAACCUGACCACCAAUGGCCUAAACAGCAUCAGCAUGUCGUUGGAGCUCAAUGGAGUGGUCUACACCGGUGUUCUCUUCGCCCAAUCAGCUGCGCCGACCUCAUCUAACAAAUCUUCUGCAGGCAACAGCGGGCCUCAAUCAGUUCACCACACACCUACCUCAUCCUCCUCCAACAACCAAUCGCCUUAGCACCUCAGACUCUUCCUCAGUCUAAAACCAAAGCCAAAAAACCUCAGUUAAUACAGAAGAUAUGCCAAAAAAAACAGUGCAGGAAUAACUGAAUCGUUCUCAACUUGAAGUACACUAGCUCAGGUCUUUUAUUUACACUCUCCUUUGUUCAGGAGUCAAAGAAAAUCUAAAAUAACAACAGAGUUUAUUAUAAAGAUAAUGAAAUAAUGUAUAUGCAAAACCUGUGAAUAAUUUAUUUCUCUUUCUGUGAGCACACUGUUUGGCGUUAACAAGGCAGUAGGAUUCUGCUUUUUAGGGUUUUAUAAUCUCUGACUGACACAAGCUUUUCGUCUAUAAGCAAAACCAUAACAAUAGUAUUAUUGUUAUAACGUGUGAUGCAAACGGCUUAAGGGUCUGAACUAAUAAUAUAUUGUAGAUUUUAUUUUCUCUGUGUAUGUAUCUGCAGUGCCUUGUGAAGGUUUUUCCUUAGCACAGUUUGAAAGCGCUGUUGACAGGCCAACGUCUUCAGCACGAACACAGUACAAAGUGCGUUAUUGUCGGAGGUUUAGCUGGGGUUUUUUUUUUUUGUUGUUUUUUUUUUUGAGUAUUGAGAAACCGUUUGGUUUCCUAACUCAGAGCUUAAUAUCAGUCAGUGAAGAUUCAGGAUAGUUUAGCCAAAAAUAAAAACACCCUCAAGUUGUUUCAGACCUGUAUGAGUUGCUGAACGGAAGAACAACAACAUCUUUUGUUUCCAGCAGAAGUGAGUAAAUGACAGAAUGCUGAUUUUUGGGUGAGCUGUCUCUUUAAGGAGCUGAUUCACACAUGCGUUCAUAGACAUCUUACAAGUCCAAACGUACCUGGACCUGCCGCGGCCCACAAACUUAUUUUGGGCAAUAGUUGCUCUAAAGUACAAGUGGAAAGAGUUCAGUGGUCAUAUUCAUGUAGAAUUUUGCAGAGCUUUCUCUCAGAUCAGCAAAAUAUUUACAGUUUGACUCCAAGCAUGACAGUGUAAUAGAUUCAUUUUAAGAUCCGAACAAACAAAUCAUCUUGUGUUUGAAUACUACACUAACUGGAGAUCUUUAGUUUGGCGUUUUAGCUUAAUUGAAUGCAGUUUUGAGGGGUCCAACGAUGCAGCCGUUUCUGGUUAUGUACAGCGCACAUCAGAGGAAAUUCUCAUUUCAAUGGCAUGUUUUAAAAGUGUCUUGAGAAAAAUGAAGGGAUUUGAAGGAUGUGGCUUCCUGUGUUUAACAGAUCAAACCUUCAAGGUUGUUUUAAAUCAUCUCAUCAACUCUUCCUGGUCAGUCUUUUAUCAACAUGUAGCUACAGUUUAUGAAUUAUGUCAAGCUCUUCUAGCAUUACACUGUAUGCAAGUGAGCAUCGAGAGGUGAAACGAUGAACUACUGUCUUUGUUCAUAAGAAGUCAAAUCAUUAUUUGGAGUUUGAUAGGCGAGAGAUGCUCCAGGCUUUAUGGAAAUGGGGUUUCCUUAAACUGAAAGCCUUAUUUUAAUCUUGCAGGUACAACUCGGGCAACUUAAAUGCCUCGAUCCCUCAUUUGGGAUCAAGCGUGCAUCCUUUGCUUUCGCAGCCGAGAUCCUUAACCGUCAAAAUGUUCACUCAAUGCAUAUAACUCACAAGAACCACAGUUGCUGUACAGAAAACAGUCUUCAGAAAAUGUUACCAUUUCUGUCUGUAUUGUACAAUAUUGUAGUUUUUUUUCCUGUUUAGAAAAGGACACCUCACACUUCAAAGUCAUUACUGCCAAAAUCUCUACCUCAGAAACUCAUUUAUCAGCUAAGAUCUGUUUGCAAGCUUUGCCAGUUCAUCAUUUUCACAUGGAUCUACCGGCUGUGAGGAACAACGGGGCAUUUUAUUCUGUGAAUUUGACUUCUUAAUGUAUUAGCCGUGAUAUCCAGCCCCUUUUUGCUUGAAACUGCAAAAACGGCACGUUUUUCUUCAAUGCACAGCUGUUCUCGUUUCAUCUGCAAGCCCGCCUUUUACAAUCAAAUCCUUCAACUUUUAAGUGACACGUUGAUGUAUAACAGUAGAUCUUUAUUGUAAUGACCUUUCCCUAGUGUGCUUUGUUUUGUUUUUCUAGGAAACGAUACUGUUACCACACAGAGUAAGACAGAUGCACGUAACACCCGUUUCAAGCUGUUGGUAUCCAGGUCUGUUUUUACUCUGCUGUAUGCCUUAACGUAUGCAAAUUUGAAUAUAGCAUGCUAAUGUAGUCAACUUUUAUUGCAAGGACAACCAAAUUGCUGUACAAUAAACCUUCGCUAUUAUUGCA
Molecule: messenger RNA, 4343 nt
Organism: Onychostoma macrolepis
Lineage: Eukaryota; Metazoa; Chordata; Actinopteri; Cypriniformes; Cyprinidae
Gene: arid3a
Product: AT-rich interactive domain 3A
Exons: 9
Coding region: 515-2077 (520 amino acids)
Biological process (GO): regulation of transcription by RNA polymerase II
Cellular component (GO): nucleus
Molecular function (GO): DNA binding
Source: RefSeq, a predicted model, not a curated record